AUGCGGUUUAGUUCCUCAAAGUAAAUUCAACUAGUCAGACAAAAACCUGAUACCAAAGUGGCUGCACGUUGUGUUGAGUUUGAACAAGAAAAUAUAUAAAUAUAUGAAAAAGAUUAAAACAACAACAGAAAAAAAUUUUUCGGAAAAAUAUCAACUAAUUUAAAACAACAAAUAAAUUAAACAAAAAUUAAAACGGCUCUGGAUUUCAAAAACUACAUUUGGCAACACAGUGUUAUAGAAAAACUUGGUGACAUUAAAAUUAAAAAAAAAUAUUAAAACAAUUAUUGAAAAAUGAAUUGGUUUCUGCUGCUUUUAAUUCUAAAACUUUUCACCAACAUUUGGGCUGCACCCAUAGAUCUGUUGGAAGCCAAAGAUGAUUUUCAAGUGGAUCAAAAUAUUUUAAACGGUUCCAUUAAUAACAAUUUAAAUGGCACCAUUGAACAAGCAGAUACUUUGCUUAAAACAGCAGAAGAUGAGAUCAACAGCACCUUUUCACAUUUAAGUGAAAGUCUUAAUGAGAAUGCUCAGAAAACCUCCGCAGAUUUGCAAAACUUUACAGCUGAAAGAGAAAAUGUUAAGGAAUCAAAUUUUGAAAAAGUAACAACCGAACAAAUUUCUGAAGUAGUUCCCACAACAGAGGUAAAUGGAGAUCAAAUUAGUGCAAUUAAAAACUCUGAUACGAUUAUAUCUCAUGAGGAAACUAAACCUGAAGAGAUUUCCCUAACCACUCAAAGUCCAGUAGAGAUUUCAACAGAAAUUAUAGAUGCUGUUCAUUCCAGCAGUGAGCAUGUAAUGCCAGCCGAUGCUGAGUCUAGAAAUAAUGAAGAAAUUAUAUUAUCGGAACCAGCAGUUACUGAAUUUGUCUACAACGAUGUGAAAUCCUCAAUGGAAGAAGAAACUGUUAAGGAUGUCAUUACUAUCCCAACAAAUGUAGACACUUCAGUGGAGCCCACGGAAACAUCUGUAGAGAAAACCGACCAAAUGACAGAAAAUAAUUUAAGAACUUUAAAUGCACUUGAAACAGAACAAGUUUCUACCGAUUCUGAAAAUAAUGUUGAACAUACUACUCAAGCAUCUAACCCUGAAACUACUACUCCAAAUACCCCAACAAUUGUGGAAAAUUUAAACGAAAAUGUGGAACAAAUUUAUAAUCUAUCCGAAAAAUUAGUUGAAAAUUUCCUAGACAAAGCUAUUGAAGACACAGGCAAUCUGGAACAGACUGAAAUUUCAGCAAGUAAUCAAGAGUCGACAAGCGUUAAUGAUUUAGGAGAAUCUUAUACUCCCACAACUGAAAAAAUUUCGUCUACACCCAUUGAAAUCAAUAAUAAUGUUGACAAACAAUCUACAAUGGAGGAGACAACAUAUCGUUACCCAGUAGAGACAUCCAGUGAAACUCCUGCCUUAAAAGAGACUGUAGAUUCUUUCAUAAAUCAAGUAACAGAUAUUGGUAGUAGCAUAGGAAAAGCAGCUGAUGAAUUAAGAUUUGAUGCUUCAAUGAUACAUGCAGCUACGGAAAAUUUAAUUAAUCCUGAAGCACCAGUCGUUAUGCAAGAAAAUAUGACGGAACCUCAAGAACCAUUAGUUGCGGAACAUGAAGAUAACUCCGAACAGGCCCCAACUUUUAAAGAAGCAGUUGAUUCCUUUAUAGAAGAAGUUGUGGAAAUUGGUAGCAAAUUGGGCUUGAUUCCAGAGGAAAAACCAGUUGAGGAAAUUCCCACAACAACCGAGCCUUUAAGCGAGCUCAUUAAUAUAGCAACUACCCCUGCCACAGAAGUGAAAGAAGCAGCCGAAAGCACUGAUUCCUCUACAAACUUCGAACAAUCUUUAGAUGUGCUGGUGGGAAAACUCGACGAAAUUGCUGGUAAUUUGGAAGACAAUAAAACUGAUACACCUGUGGUCCAAAUAGAAGAUAAAACUGAGGAAGUCAUCAUGACAACUCCUGCUUCGUUGGAAAAUUUAGCUGAAAAUCAGAACAACAAUUCUGAGUUAGCUCAAAAUUCUGAAAAUUCCAACUUUGGCCGAUCUGUAGAGACCUUAAUAGAAGCAGGUUCCGAAAUUGGUAGCAACUUUGGUCAAACAGUUUCCAAUUUAUUUUCUACAAAUAAAAGUGAACAAGAAACAGCGACCGAUAAACCCAAUGAAAGUGUAGUGGAAACAACUGGUUCAGCGGAGCAAAACAAUGAAGAAGAUUCAGAAAUUUCGAGUACCCAAGUUCCCAUUGUAACUUUUCAAGGAGAUUUUCCAAAAUAUUCGAUUAUAAAUCAUGAAAACAUUGAAGUUUCAUCAACAACUCCAGCUGAGAAUGAAAGUAUCACUUAUCCUGCUGAAGAUAUAACAAAAACCUUGGACGAAGUACAUGAACAUAAGGAAGGUGAAAACUUCACCCAACAAGUUUUACAACAAACUCCAGAAGAUAUUAAGCCUAAGGAGGAAGAACAAUUUGGCAAAUAUGAAAGUUUCUCUCAGCCUGCUGAAGAUAUAACAAAAACCUUGGACGAACUUCAUGAACAUAAGGAAGAUAUUCCAAAGGAAAGUGAGAACUACAACCAACAAGUUUUGCAACAUACUCCAGAAGAAAUUAAACACAAGAAGGAGGAACAAUCUGCCAAAUAUGCUGAAUAUAUACCAGUAGCUGUAAUUACCAUUCCAGAAGCUGAAGUGGAAUCCAUAAAAUCAAACGAUCACUCUGAACCACAGCUAUUAACGAAUGAAGCCAACGAAACUGUGACGGAACAAGAACCUCAAGCAUCACAAGGUGAGGAAUCAAUCGUUGAAAAUAAACAACUUAUAGAAAAUACAAACAGUGAACAACCCUCUCAAGUUAAUGAGGAAAAGGGAAGUGAAAAUCCAAAUCAAGAUUCCCUUGACAAAACUGAAGAGUUCACCACCUUAGCUCCUAUGUCACAAGAAACUACCACCACCAAUUCGCCUGUCGUUGUCUUAGAAGAAACUACUCAUGCCUUAAAUAAAUUUGAAAAUACUUUAAAAACCUUAAUAGAACAGGAAAAACUCAAAUAUGAAGAGAGCCAUGCAACUGCUUUGGAAACCAAUCAACAAGAAACUACCACCUUAGCACCUAGCACUAAAUCAGCCCCUACUCAUCAAGAAGAACCCGCCACUACCACAACACAAUCGCUCGAAGAAACUACCAUGUUACCCAAAAAGUUUGAGGAAGAAUUACAAAUGGCUGUUAAGGCUUUAGAGGAAACAACACACCAUCAUUUCGAGGAGUUCCAAAAUAAUCUUAAAGAAGCUUUCAAAAAGUUCACCGUUUGGGGAGCUGAACAUGAGAGACCAGAAACGACCACCAGCGCCACCACAACAAUAUUCAAGACUGAACUUAAUGAAGCUACAGUAACAACAACGGAAGCAGGAACUACACAACAAACUUUAUCCGAACAACAUACGACUAUGAUGCCAGAUGUAGACGACAACCAAGAUAAGACAGAUGCUGUAUUAGAAGAAUCUUUUAAAACUGAAGAACCUCAUCGUAUUGGUGUUAUAAAUCAAAAUUUUGUAGACAAAUUUGCUGACAACUAUAUAGAAUCUCCUGUAGCUACCAGCACAGAAAUGCAAAUGGUUAAGGAGCAAUCUAGUCAGUUAUCAGAAAUGCCAGAAAGUGUGAUUAAAAUGGAACAAACCACUGAAACUCCUAUCGAUUUGACUACCAUGUUACCAGUUGAAGAGGAAAUUAAGAGUGGAAAUCAAGAGCAGGAGGAUGUUAAAUUUGGUGAAAGUUUCGUAGAGGUUACUACUAUUAAUAAUGAUGAUGAUGUAAAAGAAGCUUUAGCUCCUAUGGCUGAAAAUAUUGUUAAAGAAAGUAGUGCUGAACGUGUGAAGACUACAACAGAAUACAUUGCAGAAACUACCCCUACACCCCUACUGGCCCAUGUAACUUUGCAAAAAGACCUCAAUAGUGUUUCUCUCGUUCCGGACAAUGAACAAAACACAGUUGCGCCUAUACAAGAGCCUACAGCACUGCAUUCAGAUUCUGAACAAAUAAAAGAAAUCCACACAGAAACAACCCCAACUACAGAGGCAAUGGAGGAAGCUAUUACACAGCCAACGUUUGAAACCUCGCUAAAAGAAAUGGUUACAUUUAUUGAACACAAGGACACCACUACUGUCAAACAACAGGAAGACAACGAAGAAGACUCAGUCACCACAAUGCAGACACAGACACAGGAACCUUUAACACAGGCUGCAUUUAUGGAAGAACAACAGCAACAAUUGGAAUCAACAACCGAACAUGAUGCACAAACUCAGACAGUUGAUGCAAGUGGGCAAACAGCCACCACCACUACAGUGAAAAUUGAAGAUGGUGAUGAUGAUGACACUUACAAACAAGAGACAACGGAAACGGAUAUACACUCAACCACUGUAGUGGAAGAAGAUGAAAUGGCAACAACUACUGUUGAACCAACAGCGGCGCCUGUAGAGCCAGAAGCGCGUUCUCUCUCCCUGCCACCACCAAAAUUGGAAUAUUUACAAAAUGAAGACGGCGUAGAAGUAUUCUAUGGUUAUUCAAUAGUUAAACAUAAUUAAUUUUAAUAAUUAAUUCGUCUUUAAUUAAAUUAAUUUAUUGAUUUCUACUAGUUUCAGGCCGUUGUGUUAAGUGUUCUCUCUAGUGUUAAAUUUAAGUUUUCUUUUUCUAUUAGUUUUAUUUAAAAUUUCUUAUUUGUUCUUUAAAUUCUUUUGCAAAUUUAUGCCAUAAAAUUUAAAUAACAAUUUUUUUUACUAUUGGUUAAAAACUGAAUAUAUUUUUUAUUAAGUUUUCUUAAUUUUUCUUUAUAAACUAAACUAAGAAUGUGAUAAAAAAAACCAACACAAAAAUAAUAACAAUAAAAAACAUGUACAAUAUUUAAAAUGAAUAAUAUUAAACAAAAAAAAAAACUAUUAAAUUAAUAUGUAAAAAUAGAACUGUGAAAAAACCAGUUUUUAAAUAAUUAAAACACAAAAAAAAUAUUUUAAUAAUUUUUUUGUUAAAGAAUUUUUUCAUUUUAACGCUUAAAACUAUGAAUGAGUAUGUAAAAAUUUUAAACGAUUAUUAUUAUUAUUAUUAUUGAAUUCUUUUUUAAUAAAACCAAAAUGUUUAU
Molecule: messenger RNA, 5096 nt
Organism: Lucilia sericata (common green bottle fly)
Lineage: Eukaryota; Metazoa; Arthropoda; Insecta; Diptera; Calliphoridae
Product: probable GPI-anchored adhesin-like protein PGA55
Exons: 3
Coding region: 292-4545 (1417 amino acids)
Source: RefSeq, a predicted model, not a curated record